CUAAAUUUCUAUUGGCCUGUCGGGUUUAAGCCCCGCCUCCUGUGGAUUAAGCUAGCAUUAAUAGAAGUUCAGGCUUUUACGCCGCAUAAGAAGAGCGAAACAGUAACAAAGAUGAUCAACUGGAAGGGUUUGGACAAUGUCCCUCUCCUCUUCUACAUCUUGGCUCUCAAGACCCUCCUGCUGUGCCUGGGUUUUGCUGGGGUCAAGAUUUACCAGAGCAGGAAAGCAGAUGAGGCCCUGAAGAAGCAGCAAGCUGAGAGGAGGAGGUUGGCCCAGCAGUCACAGGAGCUUCUUGACAACCUGAAGGAAGACUGAGUACAACUAGAGAAGAAG
This is a messenger RNA of Cyprinodon tularosa, 333 nucleotides long. RefSeq names its product small integral membrane protein 11A-like. The record is from RefSeq and is a predicted model, not a curated record. NCBI's taxonomy places the organism in Eukaryota, Metazoa, Chordata, Actinopteri, Cyprinodontiformes, Cyprinodontidae. The transcript has 2 exons. The coding region runs from base 112 to 315 and encodes 67 amino acids.